AUGAAGCAGCCUCAGAGGUUGGGGUCGACGCUGCGAAAACAAUCAAGUGACUUCUCCGGCGCUCUGAAAAGCCAGAACCUCGUCGAUCGCAGUGAGAACCUUCGAAGUCCCCACCACUCUCGAGCAAACGAUGAACCUGCCAGGCGCCAGUCUUUCUUGUCGCUCAGUCAGGUGGACUUGGCCAACACCAAGCUCCUGCUAGAAAGCAGCUUGAGCCCUGAAGAGCUUCCAGUAGCUAUAUCAGAUGACUUGUGGCGCAGCAACAUGCGGCGGGAAUCAAUGCAUACGAAGGCUUCGGGUGUUCAAAGAUCGUACCAGAGUACUGCCAAUCCCGGUGUGACGGAGAGUACGGCUAGCAUUCCCGAGUCCCGUACUACCACGCUACCGGAGACAGGCACACCCGCGAUCUCGCCUAGGUAAUACGCGACUAUUACAGUACGGACUGUACGAUGCACGACCAUCAAUAUAUGCCUUGACCGGGUUCCUUUAAUUGCAGUGCCGCAUGGAAAAGGCCUGAAGCAUAAUAUGUGGUAGGUGCUGCUUUGGGGGUUGUACAUGGACUCCGUGGGCAAACAUGACAGGCGGUGAAGGACCAAUGACUUUGAGCCGCGAAUCUCGAUCGGCACCUGUACUACUUUACUGCCCUCUCCACUUUGCCCACUUGGCCAUACCUGAAGCAGGUUCCGUAAUAGGAGUCCCGCAAGACUGACGAUCUCGUCGUGGGAAGAAAGGCUUGGGAGGUCAAGGAAAAGUCAUUUAGUGCAAUCUCCGAGAAGACUCAAAUGACUGGAUAUGUUGAGCCCAAUAAAAUUCCAAGAGCUAGAGUCGAACACAGUCGUGUACAAAUUCCAACACUUUGCUGCUUUGCGCUUGUUGCCGUAAAAAGAGAUAGAUUAUAACCAAGGGAAAUGAAAAGAAGAAUGGAACGUUCACCCGUUUGUUGAGAAAGAAAACUGCGAUCAACGCUUGGACGGUUAAGUCGGACCGUGACCAG
Molecule: messenger RNA, 994 nt
Organism: Pyricularia oryzae 70-15
Lineage: Eukaryota; Fungi; Ascomycota; Sordariomycetes; Magnaporthales; Pyriculariaceae
Exons: 4
Coding region: 1-420 (139 amino acids)
Source: RefSeq, a predicted model, not a curated record